Molecule: messenger RNA, 1863 nt
Organism: Tachysurus vachellii
Lineage: Eukaryota; Metazoa; Chordata; Actinopteri; Siluriformes; Bagridae
Gene: ppp2r3c
Product: protein phosphatase 2, regulatory subunit B'', gamma
Exons: 13
Coding region: 95-1462 (455 amino acids)
Biological process (GO): T cell homeostasis; positive regulation of B cell differentiation; microtubule cytoskeleton organization
Cellular component (GO): spindle; centrosome
Source: RefSeq, a predicted model, not a curated record
CACGGAAAUGUAAACAGUCGGUUAAACCGUAUGAGUGUUUCUGAGAGGUUUGUUUUUAUCGGGAUCUUUUUUUAGAAACUAAAAGAUUACAGAAAUGACAAGCGACAAAACUGCGCACUGGAAAGAUGUUCUGAAAAGACGACUGGCCUCCGUUAAACCUGACUGUAGGAGUGAAGAAGAGAAAAAAGCAGAGGAGAUGGAGCUCUUCACUAAAUUUUAUACAGAAUGGAAGGGAGGAGGAAGUAAAGAUGGGACAUUUAAACACAUCCCACGCUUCUACUAUAGACUUCCUGCAGAGGAUGAAGUGUUGCUACAGAAACUGCGAGAGGAGUCAAGAGCCGUGUUUCUGCAGAGGAAAAGUCGCGAGCUCCUCGACAAUGAAGAGUUACAGAACCUGUGGUUUCUCCUCGAUAAACAUCAAGUGCCUCCUACGAUCGGUGAUGAAGCCAUGAUCAACUAUGAGAGCUUCCUGAAGGUCGGAGAGAAAGCAGGAGAAAAGUGCAAACUGUUCUUCACUGCCCGAGUUUACGCCAAGCUGCUUCAUAAUGACCCGUAUGGACGCAUCUCCAUCAUGCAGUUUUUUAAUUAUGUCAUGAGAAAAGUGUGGCUUCACCAGACGAGGAUCGGUCUGAGUCUGUACGACGUGGCAGGACAGGGAUUUCUCCGCGAGUCUGAUUUGGAGAACUACAUCCUGGAGCUGAUCCCCACUCUGCCUCAGUUGGAUGGCUUGGAGAAAUCCUUCUACUCUUUUUACGUCUGUACUGCUGUGCGCAAGUUCUUCUUCUUCCUCGACCCUCUGCGCACGGGUAAAAUUAAAAUUCAGGACAUUCUGGCUUGCAGUUUUCUGGAUGACCUGCUUGAGCUCAGAGAUGAGGAAUUGUCUAAAGAGAGUCAGGAGUCCAACUGGUUCUCAGCUCCGUCUGCACUCCGUGUCUAUGGUCAGUACCUGAACCUGGAUAAGGAUCAUAACGGGAUGCUGAGUAAAGAGGAACUGUCUCGCUACGGCACAGGAACAUUAACCAGUGUUUUCCUGGACCGUGUUUAUCAGGAGUGUCUCACCUAUGAUGGGGAAAUGGACUAUAAGACGUACCUGGACUUUGUCCUUGCUCUGGAGAACAGAAAGGAGCCAGCAGCACUGCAGUACAUCUUCAAGCUCCUGGACAUUGAGAACAAAGGCUUUCUCAACGUCUUCACACUCAACUACUUCUUCAGGGCUAUACAGGAGCAGAUGAAAAUUCAUGGACAGGAGCCUGUGUCUUUUCAAGAUGUCAAGGACGAGAUCUUCGACAUGGUGAAGCCCAGAGACCCGUAUAAGAUCACGCUGCAGGACCUGGUGAACAGCGGUCAGGGCGACACGGUCUCCAGCAUCCUCAUCGACCUCAACGGCUUCUGGACCUACGAGAACAGAGAAGUUCUGGUCACCACCGAGGAGAGCAGUGUGGUUGACUUGGACGACACGUGACCACAGCACACACCCAGAGAUACAGACUGGGUCUGUAGAUUUCACCAGUACGAGCGUCAGUGCUGGAAUUAUUGGCACCCUCUGUACUUAUGGGUUAAAAUAACGCCUGGUAAUCAGUUUAUACCGCAGUGUGAGGGACCUUAAAACACUUAGAAUAGAGUUUUGUAUUUUAUAUAUAUAAAAAGGUCAAUAAUUCUAGACGAAGGUGUAGACAAUUCUGUUCCUUUUUAACCUAAUCAUUUAUCACACAUGAUUAAGUUUCAAUAGUUUAUUAAAGUAAGUCACGUUAUGUACAGUUUUAUUUAAACAAGCUGAACAUAUUAGAGAGAGAGAGAGAGAGAGAGAGAGAGAGAGACAUACAUGUAAAGGAACUGUACAGAAAUAAAUUAUACAGUUUUAAA